UUUGUACCUCAGAUUUAGCCACGAUGUACCAGACAUUUGCUCGUAUCUCACCUGUCUGAUGAGCGAUUCUUUUCCACUAUCUGCAUCUAAUCUCCAUCUCUCCGCCUUCUCCUGCUCUCAUAUCUUCUUUUUGUGACUGUCAGAGGGAAUCCCUCUUCCUCUACGUCAGUCUUUCUCUCAAGUUGAACACAACUCUUCAACACUAUAACACUAUACUUGUGUCACCGUCACAAGAAGUGUGCUACAGUCCUCCCAGCCUAUAGUCUCCCACCAUGUUCUGUCUCAGGAGCUGGUUACCGCUCCUCUUCAUUCCAACCAACGCCUCCCCGCUCUUCAUCAUCUCCUUCGUCACCCUCACAUACAUCCUCCACCGACCAUGCAUCUACUGCUCCGCGCUGCUCCUCAUCCUCUUCAUCUCCUCCUGCCACUGGGCUGACCGCUGCUUCUUCGACUUCCGCGGCGACUGGUUCUCGCCGCGCUACGCAACUUCAAACCCCUACGAUGCCGUCUCGGCCAAUACCUCCCUGGCCGCGCAGAACGGGUCUCUGGUCAGCUAUGUCGUAGAGACCGUCAAUACGACCACCAAGGCGCUGGCGGGCGCCGCGGUUGAGGAGGCGCAGCGGCGACUCGCGCUCAACGGAUCAAAUGAACUGGGAGAGCAGGAGUGGACCGGUGUUGGACUCGAAUGGUUGCGGAGUUUGCUGGGACGACGGGAGUGGACUCUUCCCUGUGUAGAUGUCAAGGUUCGGCUUUGAGGGUUUUCGUUUACGGUCUUUCUUUUCCCCACCAGAUGCAAAGUUCGAGCAUGACCAUAUGAGGCUGAAAUGGCGGAUAUCGUUUUGCAUGCACGGGAGGGUUCAUAGAGCAUGGAUUGGGCUUGUGUUAUCUUGACCUGACCCAAGUUGUCGACUGCCAUCCGCUUGCAAGUUGUCGUCGCUUCUAGGUUUGGUUUCGUUCUUACGACCGCUGUACAGAAUCUACCGUACAUACUUGAUAAUAUUAAAGCUCAUGCUUCGAUCCGACAACUACAGGUACUUGCGAAGAAGCAACAAUACUUGGAUGGCAGGUUCACUGACCCUGACAGAAGGCAGAGGUUAUAUUUCAAUGUGCAGAGAUUGGUUAUAAACAUAGGCUAGUGGCUAGCUAAGUACAUGACAAAUAGGUAUCUGACAGUAAAGGG
Messenger RNA from Aspergillus novofumigatus IBT 16806, 1180 nucleotides. RefSeq lists its product as uncharacterized. The transcript is spliced from 2 exons. Lineage: Eukaryota; Fungi; Ascomycota; Eurotiomycetes; Eurotiales; Aspergillaceae. The record is from RefSeq and is a predicted model, not a curated record. Bases 273 to 755 code for a protein of 160 amino acids.